AUGGUUCGACCGUCGAAUCUGGAACUCAUGGCUCGCGUGCUAGAUGCAGUGGCAAAUCUUGACGACACCAGAGGUUCGUCAGCUCGCGAAGUUCUCAGUUUUAUCCAGCAUAGCAACAUAUCGGCUAAAACUUUGACAUUGCAGGUACAUCGAGCUUUAAAGCGUGCAGUAAAUGCUGGACUUUUACGGCAUAAGAGUGGUCGUUAUAAAGCACUGGCUACUUUGAAUCCUAAUUCUGUUUCUAACCCACCUGCUGGUAAGGAGCCAGCUACUAACAAUCAGAGAAACGAAGAGAAAAAACCAAAAUCCGCUGUACAAGCACCUAAUAGCGACGUGGAAUCGUCUCGUCAAACACAAGAGCGCAAGAAAAGAACUACGUCACGACGACGAAACAGUAAACAUCGUAGUAAUAAAACAAGAAGAAAAAGCCGACGUUCGCCUUAUACUAGACGAAAUGCCGUUCAACGUCGAAAGGUGUGUCAAUUAGCGUUGUCGCUACUAUAAUCUUGAUUAAAUGUAUAUUUACGUAAUUCU
This is a messenger RNA of Vollenhovia emeryi, 534 nucleotides long. RefSeq lists its product as uncharacterized. Gene Ontology annotation, molecular function: DNA binding. The record is from RefSeq and is a predicted model, not a curated record. Gene Ontology annotation, cellular component: nucleosome. The transcript has 3 exons. Gene Ontology annotation, biological process: nucleosome assembly. Bases 1 to 504 code for a protein of 167 amino acids. NCBI's taxonomy places the organism in Eukaryota, Metazoa, Arthropoda, Insecta, Hymenoptera, Formicidae.